Messenger RNA from Vanderwaltozyma polyspora DSM 70294, 1746 nucleotides. RefSeq names its product Mex67p (gene MEX67). The coding region runs from base 1 to 1746 and encodes 581 amino acids. The record is from RefSeq and is a predicted model, not a curated record. The transcript has a single exon. Lineage: Eukaryota; Fungi; Ascomycota; Saccharomycetes; Saccharomycetales; Saccharomycetaceae. Gene Ontology annotation, biological process: poly(A)+ mRNA export from nucleus. Gene Ontology annotation, molecular function: RNA binding; protein binding. Gene Ontology annotation, cellular component: nucleus.
AUGAAUAAUUUUCACAACGUUAACAAUAUAAACGCCAUGGCUAACCAGCAAGCUAUGGCCAACAGGGUUCAGGUCGCCAUCUAUAACUGGCAGAAUGGGAGUGUACAGGACUUGAUUAACUUUCUUAGCCGUCACUCGAGAGUUUCAGUAAGAGAACCAAGAAUAGAUGGGAAUAGAGUAAUAGGUUAUGUAUCCAGUAAGAGUGAUGCUGAAACAUUAAAGAAAUUUAAUGGUAUGAGGUUUGCUGGUAAUAAUUUGAAGAUAGAAAUUCUAGGUGGUGCUGAGGAUGAAUCGCCGACAGUUAAGUUAUUGAAAGGCUUUCUGUACAGGCGUUAUGACCCACAGAAUAAGAUGUUAAAUUUAGGUAGUCUUCAUACGGAUGUAGAAUUACAACAGAAGGGUUUAUUCUCAACUAUGACUACUCAGUCAAAGAUGUUCCCAGCAUUAAUGAAAUUGGCCUCUAAGGAACCACAAAUAAUAGUGGAAAGUGUGAACUUAUCGGAUAAUAACCUGAGAGAUAUUAAUGGUAUUACAACUUUGGCUCAAUCUUUCCCAAAUUUGAAAAAUUUGUGUUUGGCUAAUAAUCAAAUAAGUAGAUAUAAAAGUAUGGAAGCCUGGAAGAAUAAAUUCAAGAAUUUGAGAGAGUUGUUGAUGACAAAUAAUCCAGUUACAAAUGAAAGAACUUACAGAUCAGAAAUGUUAAGAAUUUUCCCAAAACUAGUGAUGCUGGAUAAUGUUGUGGUUAGAGACGCUCAAAAAAUGGAUAGUAUAUUCUCUUUUCCAUUUAAAAUUCAACCAUUUUUCUUUGAAAAUGACCAGCUUGGUCAAUCAUCAACCGAUUUUGUCUCAAAUUUCUUGAAUUUAUGGGACACAGAUAGAUCACAAUUGUUACAAUUAUAUACUCCACAAUCUCAAUUCUCCAUGUCAUCAGAUUCAUCUGUACCACCAAUUAGUGUCAAAAACUCUGAUCAGACCCCUGCAUUUGGUUAUUACUUAUCCCAUUCUCGUAAUAUUACGAAGAUUUCUACUGAAAGCUCAAUCCAACAAAAAUUAGCCACUGGACCAGAGGCUAUUAGUGAAAUCUUUAAUUCCAUUCCUAUGAGUAAACACCAUUUACAAGAUGAACCCGAUGAAUAUUCGAUGGAAUCAUUUACUUAUGGUCAAGUUAAUGGAUUCACGAUUACAUUGCAUGGUUUCUUUGAUGAAACCGCUAAGCCAAAUGUCACAAGUAAUAAAGGUAGACCAAGAAGAUUUAACCAUGGUAGCAAUAGUUCAGCUGAUAAAAAGCUAGGGAAAAAAUCCUUUGAUAGAACAUGGGUAAUUGUUCCAAUGGGUAACAGUGUCGUCAUUGCAUCAGAUCUGUUGACAAUCAGACCCUAUGUAACACCAGCAUGGGUCAAACCAAAGACAAUUGUACAACAACCACAAUCACAAUCACAACCACAACCGCAACAAAUUGCACAACAAAAUGGCAUGUUGAAUAUGCCUCAAGCUCCAAUAAUGGGUAAUGCUCCUCCUGCUAUCGACUCCGUACAAUUAGCACCAACAUUACAACUACCACCUGACGUUAGAGCACGUUUGAGUUCUAUUCAAUUAGAAUUAUUGAAUAAAUUACACUUACAAACAAAACUAAACGCAGAAUAUACAUAUAUGUUGGCUGAACAGAGUGGAUGGUCAUACGAUAUUGCCAUUAAAGGUUUCCAAAGCAGUCUGAACAAUAUUCCAAGAGAAGCAUACAUUCAAUGA